Planococcus citri (citrus mealybug) is the source of this 1284-nucleotide messenger RNA. RefSeq lists its product as uncharacterized. Lineage: Eukaryota; Metazoa; Arthropoda; Insecta; Hemiptera; Pseudococcidae. The transcript has a single exon. The coding region runs from base 1 to 1284 and encodes 427 amino acids. The record is from RefSeq and is a predicted model, not a curated record.
AUGAUUGAUUCAAACAGUUUAGAUCUUUUAGAACCAGUGACUUUCGAUGAUUCAGUUGAAAAAUUCACUUACCUCACAUUUAAACCUUAUAAUAGUGGGGGACUAGGGUACUCAGAUGAGAUCCGAAUUGGUAUCAAUAAUCGUGAUUUUAUAGUGGCUCCUCAUGUAUCAUAUUUAUGUAUAUCAGGACGAGUACAUAGAAACAAUAGUACAACAUUCAUUCAUGCUAUGCCUUGGAAUGGCUUAAUGUACUUAUUUUCCACCAUAACCUUUGAGAUUAAUGGAGUGCCUGUUGACAGAGUUCAUAAUGCUGGUGUAACCACUACAAUCAAAAGUUACUUAUCUAAAACUGUCUCUGAAAGUAAAUAUUACGAUUCAUGUGGUUUUAAUCAUAUGUCAAAUCCAUACACAUCAGCAUACAAAAUAACAAGUUCAGGUUAUUUUCAAAUUUACCUACCUGCUCGUUUUAUACUGGGCAUAUUUGAAGACUAUAGAAAACCAUUUACAAAUUGUGUGCUAGAAUUAAUUCUUUCGAGAGCUAAAGAUGAUAAAAACGUCUUCAUUCAUCCUGGACGUGCAGCAGCAGCAGCAGAUACUGAUAUCACUGCUGUUGAUCCAACAAUAACCCUGUCAGAAGUUUCUUGGAAAGUUCCUGUACUGAAAUUAUCUGACUCAGCUAGAUUGCAAAUGUUACAAACAAUGAAAGACAAUCGUACAAUAUCAAUUCCAUUUAGAACUUGGGAAAUGUUUGAAUAUCCCACCCUCCCAACAAGUACUAAUCAUAGCUGGACCAUCAAAACAUCUCAUUCACUACAUAAACCAAGAUAUGUUAUUGUAGCUUUUCAAACAGAUAGGCGUAAUCUAUACUCAGCAAAUGCAUCCCUAUUUGAUAACAUACAUUUACAAUCUUUCCAACUUUCUUUAAACGAUGAAAAAUAUCCAUAUGAACCACCAAAUUUGGAUGUGACAAAUGUUCAACGUGAUCUGUUAUACCACAUGUUUGCAAAUUUCCAGGUUUCCUAUUAUAAAAAACCUUUUCCAGAGACUUGUUUUUCUGCAAGUGAUUUUCUAGGUGAUACUAGUGCAUAUCCAAUUCCUAUGAUAGUAAUAGAUACCAGUAAACAAAAAGAGCAAGAGACCAAUGUAUCUGGUCCAAUCAAUAUUAGGUUAGACUUUGUCUGUUCUUCUAAUGUACCAGCAAAUACUACAGCAUAUUGUCUUAUUAUUUAUGAUAGAUGGUUUGCUUAUUCCGCAUUUGAUGGAAAUAUAAAACAGAUAUUGUAA